Molecule: messenger RNA, 305 nt
Organism: Strongylus vulgaris
Lineage: Eukaryota; Metazoa; Nematoda; Chromadorea; Rhabditida; Strongylidae
Source: the annotation of a GenBank genome assembly
AUGGGAUAUCGUUGCUUAAUUUUUUUCAGCAGCGUUAUCUCUAUAUGCUCAUUGACUUUACUAGGAGGAGCCCUUCUGUAUGGGCACUACGCUAUCCGCCAAUUCGCUCUCAAGAAUUUGCGUGAAUGCGAGAUUAGGGUCCACUAUUCGCCAUUCGGCACAGCGCGGAAUAGAACUGCUCGGAAACCGCGCUAUUCUUCUUACAACGCUGCUGUUCCCAGGUCAUAUGACAGAGAGGCGGAAGACGGUUAUCAGGUGAGUAAGAUUCUUGCUUCCCCUUUACGGUCCCCCCUACCAGUAUGAGA